Molecule: messenger RNA, 2157 nt
Organism: Cercospora beticola
Lineage: Eukaryota; Fungi; Ascomycota; Dothideomycetes; Mycosphaerellales; Mycosphaerellaceae
Molecular function (GO): protein binding
Source: RefSeq, a predicted model, not a curated record
GGCGCAGAAUCAAUCAUUACAUUGACGAGGACUCGCUAUUCGAUUCAGCUGGUCUGACGGGUUCGUAGUGGAAUAAUACUAAUAAACCCAUACACUCGUCGAUCCCGGCCCAAAAACUCUCGAGGCGAACUAGAGUGCCCCAGGCGCGCGAGCCAUCCCAGAGGAUCACGAAUACUUUGCCCAGACGAUCGACCAGGCCGCCCGAGGGGAGCUGAGAUUGCUGGCCGCAGCGCAGCGCAUCAGCAGCAAGCAAGCAGUCAUCAUCGUCCAGAUCUGUCGUCAGAUCGGCCUGCGACUGCGGUAGCACCGCGAGCGACCACCCCACAGCACCACCACCACCGCCGUGCGCUGUGAGGUGUGGACAGCAUGGCACAGGUCAUGGCAGCACAGUCCUCGCUGUCGCCAUCCUUCGUGCUCUCGCCCCAGCCCGAGCCGUCGUCGCCCAGCAUGUCCUCGACACGCCCCGAUCGAUCAGAGCGAGACCGUCGGCGACCCUCACAAGCCUCCAACAGGAUGUCGCUGUCCCAGCGCUCGCAGCACUCGCUGGCGGAUCGAUCGCGACCCCAAUCCACCGCAUUCCCGGCCUUUUCAUCAAGCUUGUCCUACGCGCUGGUCCGCGACUUCGCCUACCCGUCCUACCACCCUAUGCACUAUGGCGGCCAGCCCGAGGAAGAAUCUGGCGCAAGUACACCCGCCGGGUGGGAAACGAGUCGCAGAAUGUCGGACAGUGCGGAGAGCGGCACCUCUGGCGGCAAGUGGCAUGCUGGGCCGUGGGGCGGCGACGGAGUCAUGUAUGGCGAUCCAGUUCAAGACAUGGAACCAUUGCCGAGCACUAGUUUCGGCGCAGCAGGCGAGGAUUGGGGCGACGACGAGACAUCGUUCAAGAUGAACAAACACCGCAAGAGCAGGUCCUUCCACGAUAUGCCCAACUACGAGCGUGGCAGGAGGAGGUCAUCGCAGGGUAGGAGUCGGGGACCGGAGGAAGCUUCGCAGUCGUCACAGUACGAUCCAGCAGGACGAGACGCGCUGCGACAGAGCAGAGGAUAUACCGAUAGUGGUGAACGUCUGCCACGUCGAGACUCCCACUUCGCCGCAACGCUCCCCAGCCGCAGCUUCCACAACUCACAACCCGUCGAUCUGGAGUCGGACCUUCCGCUGGAUGCGGAACCAUCAGACCACAACUCCCCGCAACGCGAAAGCAUGGGUCCCGAGGAUGAGGAACUGUUCGCUGGUCCAUCACUGGCACUGUACGGCUUCGAACCAGAGAACGAGAAUGAGCUGCGACUCAUAGAAGGAGAGGUGAUCAUGGUGUCGUACCGCCAUGGACAGGGCUGGCUGGUGGCAGAGAAGGAUAACGGAGACCAAGGCUUGGUGCCAGAGGCAUAUGUCCGCUUGUUGAGAGACAUUGAGGGUUGGGAUGAAGAGACGGGUCAGUUUAUUGAGGGCGACCCUUUUGGCAUCAGUGGCGACGACGCUGUCACACCAACGGAGGACCUGUCCAUCACGAACCGAUGAAAGCGGGAAUCACUUAUUGCUGAGGACCAACUUCUUGGAUCCUCACCACCAAAAUGACGAAACACCAUGGCGAGAGACAACGGGAAGCGGAGCACGACUGAUAGCACGGACCUGAUCCUCAGCACGCUCCACUGACAUCUCGCUACUCUGCUGUUCAAGAUCCUGAACGGCGCUGUGUCACACGCUCUGCCUUCGACAACCAGGGGUCAUCUUCCGACUAUCUCUGGAUUUGCACUUUGGAGGCAAACGUGCUAUCUGCUCAUAGUGGAACUUGACGAUCCCACGCGAUGGUCCAUCUCAGACGAUGGUACGGCUCACUACCGGGUUGAUGCAGGCAACCUGUUGUCCUGCAUCCAAAUGCCGGGAUAUGCGAGAAUGGCUCGCCGACUGCAAGACUGGAGCCGGUUGCGCCAUACGCGACGCUCUGGUCAUCCGAAUGCCCUCGCUUUCAUAGAUUGUACAAGUCUCCAACGCUGCAAACUCGGCAUGGAAACCCUCGACGAUACAUGAGAAUUGAGCGUAGAAGCAAUAAGAGGUAGAGCAGCAGGGUAAAUGAGAUAAACAGCGACUAAGAACGCGUCCCGAACGCGCCAAUGAUGUCAAGCAAGAUGUCUGCUACUACGAACGAUACUUGUGACAAAG